AUGGCCGCCUCCGAUCUCCGCAUCGAGCUCGCCGACUCCGCCGAGGACAUCGAGCGCGGGUUCCACUGCGCCUGCGAGACCUUUGGUCGCCAGACCGCGGACGGCAUAUGGAUCGCCAUGAACCCCGGCUGGGACACCCCUGCCGGUUACGAGAGGGGCGUCAAGGGCAUGACCGAGCGCUGGCGCGGGGUCGCCAACGACCUCGACGGGAACCCCACCAUCGCCUUCGUCAAGGCCACCCUACCCGAUCCGGAACGGGACGGCGCCCGGGUCGCCGUCGGCAUGGCUAUUUGGGUGCAGGCUUCCGUCGUCGAGGGCCGCGGUCUGCCGCCCAUUGAAGACUUUAGCCUCGCUACCGACCUCAACGCGCUGUAUCCUGACAACCCUGCGGAGCAAACGCCGGGGAUUGCUUCCAAGUUGGUGCAGUGGGGCUUGGACGAGGCAAAGAGGAGGGGAGGACUAGAAGCCAUCACCGAAGCUUCCUCCAUGGGACGGCACGUGUACAACCGUCUAGGGUUCCAGCAAGAGGGCCCAGAGAUUGAAUACAUUGUCGAUGAGCAGUUCAAGGAUCGACAGCGACCCUCCAACAUCUUUAUGCGCACCGGAGUAAAUGUGCCGGGCGCAAGAUCAUCAGGCGUGACGUCGCCAUCGUGGGAGGGUGCGUCGGGCGCGCACGCCGCGGUUCUCCUCAAGGAAGAUUUCGGUGCGAGCAUCGUCGUUGUCGAGAAACAGGGCCGUUUGGGAGGACACGUCGCAACGCACGUGGACGAUAAGGGCAGCCUCUACGAGUACGGCGUGCAAUCGUUCCUCGAUUACGGCGAAGCGCUGUCUUUCUUUGCCCGAUUCAACGUGACCACUGGUACCCCGCGCGCGGUACUGGGACUUCCCCGCCCGGAGGACAUUCCGGAAGAUCUCUUGCUGCCUUUUGGCGAAUUUGCCAAAAAGUACAAUCUGGAUGCUGCCAUGCCACAAAUGUUCCAGGUUCCCGGCCCAGGAGUUCCCGAAUGGGUAGACGGCCUUACUCUCCAUGUGCUGCAGGUAUUUGGCGCGCCCAUGGCAAGGGCGCUCAGUGGCAAGGUUGCUGGUUUCGCACCGACGUCCCACAACAACACCGAACUCUACGGCAGGAUCGGGUCCUCUUUGGGCAAAGACGUUCUUUACUCUAGCGUCAUUAUCGAUGCCAAGCGAGACGACGACGGAGUUGAGCUCGUGGCGCGAUCAGAGAGCGGGGAGGAAUACGUCAUCAUCGCAAAGAAACUGCUCAUCGCCUUCGAGCCCACGCUCGACGUUCUCGAGCCUUUUGACUUGGAUGACGAUGAGGCUGGUAUUUUGGCAAAUUCCAGCACUCCAGAGUCUACGCCGGUAUCCUACUACAACUUCCCGAAAUCGCCCAUCCUCGCCCGGUUCGAUUACAUGGGCUCUGACUCGGACUACUUUCGGGUUUUGAUCACGGGAGAUGAAGGGUUCGAGGAGGCGGACGCCAAGGCUCUGGUGCGCGAUAGCAUCGCGAACCUGAUUGAGGGCGGCGCGCUUCCCGACGGAAACGUGGAUGACUUGGAAUUCGUCGCUUUUGUAGACCACGGACCCAUGCAUCUUAGGGCAAGCUCCGAGGCCCUCCAGGCUGGCUUCAUCCAGGACCAGUAUGCCCUCCAGGGACACCGAUCUACGUGGUAUACCGGGGCCGCUUGGUCCGUCCAGUUCACCACCAUCCUCUGGGCUUUCAACGAUAUCUUGCUGCCAAAGAUUGUGCAGGGUCUCGAGUGA
Molecule: messenger RNA, 1764 nt
Organism: Parascedosporium putredinis
Lineage: Eukaryota; Fungi; Ascomycota; Sordariomycetes; Microascales; Microascaceae
Source: the annotation of a GenBank genome assembly